Populus trichocarpa (black cottonwood) is the source of this 780-nucleotide messenger RNA. RefSeq lists its product as uncharacterized. The coding region runs from base 65 to 592 and encodes 175 amino acids. Gene Ontology annotation, cellular component: oligosaccharyltransferase complex. NCBI's taxonomy places the organism in Eukaryota, Viridiplantae, Streptophyta, Magnoliopsida, Malpighiales, Salicaceae. The transcript has a single exon. The record is from RefSeq and is a predicted model, not a curated record.
ACUCGCCUUCCCUGAGACCCCUAAACCCCACAACACUAUCAAAAGAUUCAACAGAUCAAUCAAAAUGGCACCCAAACCCGAUUCCCACACCCUAGCCGCCGCCGCCGCCUCCGACCCAUCAUCCACCUCCUCCAUGGAUCCACUCUUCCUCCUCCUCAAUUUUCUUCCUUACUCCUUCCUCCGCCCACCACGCCUCCGUCUCAAACUCCCCACCUUCACUCUCCCUUCCCCCAUGACAGUUUUCUCUUUAGUCCUCCUCACCUACUUCAUGGUCGUCUCUGGCAUCGUCUAUGACGUCAUCGUUGAACCACCUGGUAUUGGGUCAACCCAAGACCCAUAUACCGGAUCUGUCAAGCCUUUGGUUUUCAUGCCAGGAAGAGUUAAUGGGCAGUAUAUAAUUGAAGGGCUCUCUUCUGGGUUCAUGUUUGUUGUUGGUGGUGUUGGCAUUAUUUUGAUGGAUCUGGCACUUGAUAAAAAUCGGGCCAAAAGUGUUAAGGUUUCUUAUGCUACUGCAGGGAUUUCCUCUGUUGUUAUUGCUUAUGUUAUGAGUAUGCUUUUUAUUCGGAUUAAGAUUCCUGCUUAUCUUCAUUGAGUUUUCAGGGUUUUUUUAAAAGUAUUUUAGAUACUUUGUUACGGUAGAGUCUGAAAUUACAAUGCGGAUUGUCAAAUGAGGUUAUUGUGGAUUUUUAUGAUCUGGGUUAUUCUCAUUUGAUCUUGUGGUGCUAAUAGAUCAUGAAACUUUUAAUAGUUUUGUUAAUAAAAGUUGCGAAUUUUGCAGAA